GCGAGGACAUGUAAAGCUUCUGUGCUGGGGUGAUGGGAUACUUUCUCUACAGUACUGCACUUUAACUUUUUGAUUUAAGAUGAAAAUUAACACAUUUUCAGAUAAACCUUUGCCAGUGAGGAAACUCAUGAAUUACAGACACAGUAGAAGGAUUUCUCAGAAACAGAGUGUCAGUGCUGAUCUGAGGAUGGGACACAUUUUAAUUUGCGUGCUGGGGUUUUUCUUGCUGACUAUCCUUCUCUACUGUGGACAUGCUCAAGAUUCUCUGCUGAUCAUUGAGCCAAACUGGUCCACUUUAUUUACUGGAGAGUCUGUGACCUUCAUAUGUGACAUGAGGGAAGGAAAAGACACUGACUGGUAUUACAGAAUGAACAAGGAUGGUCGAGAAUUUCUCCACUACAACACAAAUAAGAACUACACAUUACAACCACUACAUACAGGCCACAGUGGUGAAUACCAGUGCUUUGGAAGUCCCAUGGUCUCAACAUAUUUGCCAAAGGAAAGUAAUAAAGUCUAUCUAACUGUAUCAGACAAGAACGUGAUCCUGGAAAAUUCUGCAUCCACUGUGUAUGAAGGAGAAUCAGUGACUCUGCGCUGUAGACAUCGGACUCAGACAGAAGAGAAGAACGCUGUCUUCUAUAAAAACGGAUCACUUAUUGAGAGGGACACAAACCAUACAAACACAGUUGAAAUGACCAUUCAGCUACUGUCAGACAGGAGCUCUUACAUGUGUAAAUUUGAUGAGGACGAAGAAUCAGAACCAAUAAAGAUGAAAGUUGAACCACAGAGACCAAAGGCUGAACUGAGAGCUGACAGGAGAGACUUUCCAGCAGGGGGCAGUGUGACCCUGAGCUGCUCUGUGAACCCGUCAUCUGGUUGGAAAUACUUCUGGUACAGAGGAGAGAAAACCUCUGAACCUCUGAACACACAAGAUGCUGUCUUCAUCUCAGAUGGACAAAUCAGUGUCUCACAGGGACGACUCUACUGGUGCAGAGGAGGAAGAGGAGACCCAGUUUACUACACAGAGUACAGUGAUGCAGUCGUCACAAACAGGGCUGUUGUGACUCUGCAACCCAACUGGCCUGAAAUAUACUCAGGAGAGACGAUCAGUCUGAGAUGUGACAUUGAGAACGGAGGAGACACUGAGUGGGAGUAUGAAUGGACGACAUCCAGCUCAUACAAACCUCAAAAAGCAAAUGAUUUUAUCAUCAGAUCUGCUUCAUCAUCACACAGUGGAGAGUACAGGUGUCUGGGCAGAAUGACAAGUGGGAAGUCUUCAACAGAGUGGAGUGAUGCUUUCACAUUGACACUAUCUGACUAUAGACCCCAGCCUGUCCUCACUGUGUCUCCAUCCUGGCUGAGUCCUGGAGCCUCAGUAACUCUGAGCUGCAGAGUUAAAGAUCCAUCUGCAGGAUGGAGGUUCUUCUGGUUUAAGGCUGUUCCCAAACUAUCAGACUACUACUACGACCAAGAGCUGCUACCUGGCAGCAGCAACGGGACUGAACAGGAUUCCUACAUCGUUCAUGGACAGACACACACAGCAGGAUAUAAGUGCAGAGCUGGAAGAGGAGAUCCAGUGUAUUACACUUCUUACAGUGAACCAAAGUUUGUCUGGUCUGGAGAUUUUCAUCCAGCAGCGUCUCUCACAGUGAGUCCUGACAGAGUGCAGCACUUCACCGAAGAGCCCGUGUCACUGAGCUGUGAAGGAAACUCUACUAAGUGGAGAGUGAGGAGGUUUUCUAAAUUUGGCAGCUUGACACACUGUUCUUUCUGGGGGACAAUGACUGGAUCCACAUGCAACACCAAUAGACCAAAGUACAUUGAUGGAGUGUUCUGGUGUGAGUCUGAAACAGGACAGUUCAGCAAUGCAGUCAACAUCACUAGACAGAGCAGUGAUUUGAUCCUGGUGAGCCCUGUCCGUCCUGUGGCUGAGGGAGAUUCUGUUACUCUUGGCUGCCAGAUGAACACAAAAAAUGUUCUUUCUAUUGUGUAUUUCUUUAAAAAUGGAAAACUUAUCCAAAAUGAUACCAGAAAGGAGCUGACUCUCCCUGCAGUGUCAAAGUCAGAUGAAGGCUUUUAUAAAUGUGAAGGAAAAUAUUCACCACAAGAUCAGCUGAGUCAAUCAUCACUAGAGAGCUGGAUGUCAGUAAAAUCGCCUGAAAGCUCUCCAUUUCCUGUGUUGUUGAUUGUUGGGCUGGUUUGUGGAGUUCUACUGAUUAUUCUCCUGCUGCUGUUUCUGCAUCGCUGCAGAAAGUCAAAAGAUUCAUGCUUUAUCAGCAGGUCUCAGAGCACCAAUCAGGGCUCUGCUACAGAUCACAUGAUCAACCAGGAUGAAACUCAACACAAAAAAUACUCUUCUCCUCUCCAUGAUGAUGCUCGUCUCUAUGAAUCAAUCAAAGGCCCUGAAGAAACUGAAAAUGAUGAAUCCAACGAGGUCACAUAUUCUUUGAUUGAGCUGAAAAACAUUGCUAAGAAGGGAAACUCAAGUCCUGCAGCAGCGGAUGAAACAGUUUAUUCUGAAGUCAAACCAGGAACAGUUAUUGGUAAAAAUGCAGCAUAAUAUAAUGUGCAUAUUUGGAUUAGUCACUGUCUUUAUUUAUUUUAUGGAUGGUUAAAUGGGUUAUAAAUGGGUGUAAAAUUUAAAGCAUGGCUUUAAUUCAGCAUCUUUUCAGUUUUUCAUGAAAAAGCUUUACACAUUUGUAACAACAUUUUCUGUCACACAUUUUCCAAUUUAUCUUCAUAAAUAGUUUGAUGUGUUUUAUUUUCACCUGGAUGGAUUUAGUAUGUUUUGUACUUUAAAAGUUUGGUUGACAUAUUUCUACAUCAAUAAACAGCAUUUGCCUGUCA
This is a messenger RNA of Micropterus salmoides (largemouth bass), 2847 nucleotides long. RefSeq names its product obscurin-like. Bases 80 to 2560 code for a protein of 826 amino acids. Gene Ontology annotation, molecular function: transmembrane signaling receptor activity. Gene Ontology annotation, biological process: cell surface receptor signaling pathway. The record is from RefSeq and is a predicted model, not a curated record. NCBI's taxonomy places the organism in Eukaryota, Metazoa, Chordata, Actinopteri, Centrarchiformes, Centrarchidae. The transcript is spliced from 16 exons.